Messenger RNA from Phialemonium atrogriseum, 1234 nucleotides. Its product is annotated as protein DJ-1. Gene Ontology annotation, biological process: regulation of DNA-templated transcription. The record is from RefSeq and is a predicted model, not a curated record. Lineage: Eukaryota; Fungi; Ascomycota; Sordariomycetes; Cephalothecales; Cephalothecaceae. Bases 210 to 1082 code for a protein of 290 amino acids. The transcript has 3 exons.
CACGUGGGGAAGUCUCGAUCUGCCCCAGGCAGGUGUCGAAGAGGACAGACAAGUUAGGCGUCUUACCGAUACCUUGCUUAGCACCCAACUCUUACCGCUGCCAAUUGACUCUUCACAUUCGCAACUCAAUCCUCUGUCUCUGAGCCCAUUUGCGGAUAUCCACUCGUCCAGCUAUUACACCACUUUCUUCAUCCCAUCAGCUAUUCAAGAUGGCUGCGAAGGCGUCUGCAGUGGCGGACCAGGAGCCCAUCGAUGUCCUGUUCGCCCUGCAUCCCAAGUUCAAUCUUGUUGACUUUGCCGGCCCAUUGGAGGUUCUGGCUUAUGCCCAGCAUGACCUCAAGGAUCCGUCUACCAAGGCAUUCGAAAUCACGCUUGCCAGUGGCGAGCCUAAGGUUCUUUCCGGGCAAGGCGUCAUCGUCCACUCGCAGAUCUCAUGGAAAGAAGCCCACGAGCGACUUUCCGACUUCGACGUGCUCGUCGUCCUCGGGGGCAACGUUGAGCCCAUCCUGACAUCGAAGGCCGAACCUCUCGACCUCAUAGCCGCAUUCGCCGAGAUCCAGAAGGCAGACCCAUCUCGCGAGCGGACCCUCCUGUCCAUCUGCACGGGCUCCCACUUCCUUGCCCAGCAAGGCCUCCUCGCCGGCCUGUCAGCGACGACCCACCCCGAUUCCCUCACCAGGUUCGAGAUCCUCUGCAGCCAGGCCGCCACACUCAACUUGGAUGAGAGAACCGACGUUAUCGAGGAUGCUCGGUACGUCGUCAACAACCUGCGCUUCGACCUCGGCGAUGAGGAUGAGAAUCCGUACAUCCGCCGCAAGUCGGAUGCCCGCCGCCCUUCUAAUGCUCGAAAGGGUUCCAUGUCCUGGAAGGGUUCCAACACGCGCCGCGAGUCCAUCGCCCGUCGCGCGGCGAUGCGUCUCGGUGGUCUGCGUGUCAUCACGAGUGGGGGGGUUGCCGCUGGCCUAGAUGCCGCCUUGUACCUGGUUAGCGUUAUGGUUUCUGAGGAAUCGGCUCUCGAGAUCGCUCGAGUCAUGCAGUUGACCUGGACCAAGGGAAUUGUCGUCGAUGGCCUGGAUGUUUAAGUUGGGUGGAUUGAGUCCCCAGACAUAUCGGGUUGAUGAGGAGAGAUAACUCAUAUGGCAUGCCGGAUCGAAAUAUGUUAUAUCAACAGGGAAAAGAGUAGUUAGACCCUUUUUACUCCAAGUGCUGCCCAGAAUAAAUUGCUUGCUCAAAA